Molecule: messenger RNA, 1110 nt
Organism: Salvia splendens (bonfire salvia)
Lineage: Eukaryota; Viridiplantae; Streptophyta; Magnoliopsida; Lamiales; Lamiaceae
Exons: 3
Coding region: 1-1110 (369 amino acids)
Source: RefSeq, a predicted model, not a curated record
AUGGAUAUUGACCCCAUCUCCGCCUAUUACGGCUCUAACCCAGGGGAAGGUGAGGGAAGAAGGAGCGAGGAGCCAACGAGCCAGGAGGAAGGAGAUGAACCAGAGAGAACGCCGGCAGCGGAGCCUAUCCCUCAAGAAAGGGCGAGGGAAGAGAUAGAUCUGAAUGAAACGGCCAGAAAGCAAGGCCUUAUGACGGAUCAGGAGUUUGAGGCGUUAUUGACGGAGGUAACCCGUGAGGAAGAAGAAGAUGCAUCGGAGGCAGUAAGAGAGGGUGGAGAAGCUAGUACAAGGAACGACCCAGAAGGCCCAUCAGCCAAAAGAAGAGGUGGAGGAGAGGCAAACCGGAGAACGAGUACCACAGAGGAGACCGUGGUACGAACAGAGGAGCCUGAACCAGUGGCACCUCCAGUGUUGAAACCGAAAGCAGUCAAAAGGAAAUUGGUGUUGAGGGACAAUCCCAAGGCAGUACGACCAAAGCUGAAGAGAGUAUCGCAGAGAUGCCUAGGAAAAUGGACAUCCAGCAAGACGAAGGCGAACACAGCAGCAGAUCCAGUUGAAGUUUUAAGUGACGAAGAAAGGGUGACUCCCACAAAACCUGGGGAGGAAUCUUUUCCAGCUACUAACUUGGAAGAUGCAUCGACUGCAGCUGAAGUGGUCUCCACAACGCUGAGUGACCAGAGAGAUGAGACUGAGCAGAUGGCUGGGGGUCUGGACCUCGCAUCUGAGUCAGACAAGCCUUCAACACAAGCAGAGAGAAAAAGGAAAAGGAAAGCCCCUGUUAAGAGGAAGUCAAGUAGAAAAAAGCAACGCACAGGCAACAUAGGCAUCGUCAUCAUAGACCCAGAUCAGAGAACCCCACCGCAUCGUCAGGAGACAAACGACAACGACUAUACUGCUAGUGAAGAGUCGGAAUCCGAUAGUGACAUCUCUCCAGAGGAUGAAGAGUACGGAGCACAACAGCUUCCGCACAACCAUCGGGAGCUAAUACAUCCUUCGGUAGAGAGAUUGAAGUACCGGCAUUGGAAGGUGAAGCUCACUAACAAGCUGAUUGCAGACAUGAAGCACUUUAGCACGAAGGACAACAGCCGCAAGCAAUUCAAGGGCGGGUAG